Ilex paraguariensis (yerba mate) is the source of this 1062-nucleotide messenger RNA. The record is from the annotation of a GenBank genome assembly. NCBI's taxonomy places the organism in Eukaryota, Viridiplantae, Streptophyta, Magnoliopsida, Aquifoliales, Aquifoliaceae.
AUGGGAUUAACAAUGGGAAUGGAUUUCAUGGAAAUGGUCUUUCAGUGGGAGGUCAGAGAAAGAGCUGUUGGUAUGAAGAAGAAAUUGAAGAGAACUUGCGAUGGUGCUUUGCUCUCAAUAGCAUUUUGCACACCGGAGCCACUCAGUACCAGGACAUUCAACUAUUGGAUACAUAGCCUUUUGGAAAGGUCCGCUCUUGUAAUUGAUGGAAAGCUUCAGAGUGCAGAGACAGAUGAAUUUAUCUACCAUGAAUCUCUUGUCCAUCCAGCAGUUCUUCAUAACCCAAAUCCCAAGACCAUCUUCAUUAUGGGGGGAGGUGAGGGUUCCACUGCAAGAGAAUUACUAAGACACAAAACUGUAGAGAAGGUUGUCAUGUGUGACAUUGAUAAGGAGGUGGUUGAUUUUUGCAAGUCAUACUUGGUGGUUAACAGAGAAGUUUUCUGUGAUCCAAGACUUGUGCUCAUCAUAAACGAUGCUAGAGCUGAGCUUGAAAGGAGAGAAGAGCGUUAUGAUGUGAUCAUAGGGGACCUUGCUGACCCCAUUGAAGGAGGCCCUUGUUACCAACUCUACACCAAAUCAUUUUAUGAACUCACAGUUAAACCAAGACUUAAUCAGGAUGGCAUUUUUGUGACACAGGUACUUAUAUACAUGAACAUAUAUGUGUGUGCAGGACCGGCUGGCGUUUUCAGCCAUACAGAAGUUUUUUCUUGCAUCUACAAUACUUUAAGGCAGGUUUUCAAAUAUGUUGUGCCUUACUCAGCACAUAUUCCUUCCUAUGCUGACAUUUGGGGAUUUGUUAUGGCUUCGGAUUCCCCAUUUGUGCUAAACGCCAAAGAAUUGGACCUUAGAAUGAAACAGAGGAUUCAAGGAGAAUACAGAUACCUUGAUGGCAAAACCUUCACAUCAGCCUCUACCUUGAGCAAAGCUGUUCGGAAAUCACUGGACAAUGAGACUCAGGUUUACACAGAAGAAAAUGCAAGGUUCAUCUAUGGCCAUGGUUCUGCCUACAAACACAAUCAUGCCUGAGAAUUUCCAACUAAAAGCAGAGAGAGAGAGAGAGAG